GAAAAUAACGAACAGAAAAAAAAAAUCAAGGAAAAAAAGAGAGAGAGAGAGAGAGAGAGAAUCAAAAGGUAUUAAAUUGGCUUAUUUUCAUUCUCUCUCUGUCUCGUGGGUCUUUCUCGAGAUCUUUUGCAGAUUCUCUCGAAAUCUCUUCCCCCCACCGAAGGAGAAGAAGCUCUUGAGAGAAUCGGGAUUCCUUCCUAGUUCCCCCCCUGUAAUACACAAUCGGAAUUCGUACUCGCUCUUGUUACUGUCAUUUUGUGGGUUUUUUCUCUGAGAAUCAGCGGAAAACCUCCCGAUUUCCAGGAGCUACGAGAAACUUCCCUGCUGAAGAAGAUUCAGUCGCUUCAUUCAUGAUGAGUCAAGACUUGAAUGGGGUGGAGUUACAUCACAGGAGGUAUGGUUUAUUGAAAGACCAAGUGCAAGUGGUCAAGAGAAAGGACUCCGAUCGGUACGAGAUAGUUCCCAUUCAAGAUCGGUUGUCUUUCGAGAAGGGCUUCUUUGCAGUCAUCCGGGCUUGCCAAUUGCUAUCUCAGAAGAAUGAUGGGAUCAUAUUAAUUGGAGUUGCUGGUCCUUCUGGUGCUGGGAAGACCGUUUUUACCGAGAAGAUACUCAGUUUCAUGCCAAGUAUUGCUGUCAUAUCCAUGGAUAACUACAAUGAUGCUAGUAGAAUUGUGGAUGGAAACUUUGAUGAUCCACGGUUGACGGACUACGAUACACUACUCAAGAAUCUUGAAGACUUAAAGGAAGGAAAGCAGGUUGAGGUUCCAAUUUAUGAUUUCAAGUCCAGUUCCCGCAUCGGAUACAGGACACUUGAUGUCCCGGCUUCACGGAUUGUGAUUAUCGAAGGAAUCUAUGCUUUGAGCGAAAAGUUGCGACCUUUGCUGGAUCUUCGCGUGUCCGUUACUGGCGGAGUUCACUUUGAUCUCGUUAAACGGGUUCUCCGUGAUAUACAGCGUGCAGGCCAAGAGCCAGAAGAAAUAAUCCAUCAGAUAUCUGAAACGGUAUAUCCUAUGUAUAAAGCUUUUAUAGAGCCCGAUCUCCAGACUGCUCAUGUGAGGAUUAUAAACAAGUUCAAUCCAUUCACCGGCUUUCAAAGCCCGACAUAUAUCUUGAAGUCGGGAAGGAAAGUGUCUGGGGAUCAAAUCAAGGCUGUUCUAUCUGAAGAACAUGCAGAGAGUAAGGAGGAGAUUUAUGAUAUAUAUCUUCUUCCUCCAGGUGAAGAUCCAGAGUCAUGCCAAUCGUAUUUGAGGAUGCGCAACAAAGAUGGCAAAUACAGCCUCAUGUUCGAGGAAUGGGUUACCGAUAGCCCUUUCGUGAUUUCUCCGAGGAUUACUUUUGAAGUGAGUGUCCGCCUUCUCGGUGGGCUUAUGGCAUUGGGAUACACAAUAGCUACCAUCCUUAAAAGGAAUAGCCAUGUAUUUGGUAAUGACAAGGUCUUUGUGAAAAUCGAUUGGCUUGAGCAACUGAACCGUGAGUACAUUCAGGUGCAAGGUAAAGAUCGGCUACUUGUGAGAGAUGUUGCAGAGAAGCUGGGACUGGAAGGAUCAUACAUUGCACGGACUUAUAUCGAACAGAUCCAAUUGGAAAAACUAAUAAACGAAGUCAUGGCCCUACCAGAUGAUUUGAAGACCAAGCUUAGCCUAGAUGAGGACUUGGUGUCGAGUUCAAGCCCGAAGGAAGCUCUUUCACGAGCCUCUGCUGAAAGAGUUGCUAUGAGGAACAAGAACCUCCAAAGGGGCAUGUCUCAUUCAUAUUCUACUCAGAGAGAUAAGAACCUGUCCAAGCUUGCUGGAUAUGCUUCGGAUAGUAGGAGAUACGAAGAACGAAAUCAAGAGUCCCGGGCGAUUUUGGCAAACCAGGGAUUUAUGACUCAACUUUCGGAGCAAAUCUCAUCGCUGAAUGAUAGAAUGGACGAGUUCACAGCUCGGAUCGAAGAGCUUAAUUCCAAGUUGAACAGCAAGAGGAAUUCUCCGAGCCCACAGAGCAUGGCUCUUCAAGCUGAAGCCUGUAAUGGGUCUGCCCCUACUACACAUUUCAUCGCUGGUUUGGACAACGGGUGUCUGACCAGUUCCAUAAUGCCGAACUCUUCCUCGUCCUCCCUCUUGGCCAAGGAUUCAUCAUUAAUGGAAGAGAUAGCGAUGAUAGCGAGAGGACAGCGCCAAGUGAUGCAUCAGGUGGACAACCUUUGCAACCUCAUGAGGGAAACCACGACAGAGAGGUUGAACAUAGCUAGAACAGGAAGAAGUAAUAGCAGAAAUGACAGAACCAGAACAAGAACAAUGGUGUCUUCCACCAUUGAUGAGCCCAUAAGAAGCAGCAGCAGCAGCUUUCCUCUAAUGGCGACAUUGGCCAUUGGCGGUAUUGGCAUUGUAUUGUGGAAGGGCUUCUUCAUUAACCGGCACUGACCCCAUCUUCUUUCAGAGCUAUUCUAUGGAACUUCAGUCUUCUUCCUCUGUUUCUCACUUGGAACUUUGCCCUCUUCUUCACAGAAUGAUUCUGUUUGAACAUUUUCAGAGAUAGUGUGGAAGCAUUUUGAGGAAAAGCUUCCAAACCGGUUUUUCUCUAUUAUGGUGGAUGAAGACGGCAUUUCUCCUCAUUUUGGAAAGACUAUAAUAAUUUCGAUUCAUUUCAAUAAAAUCUCUUAGAUUUUCAGCC
This is a messenger RNA of Tarenaya hassleriana, 2655 nucleotides long. RefSeq names its product uridine-cytidine kinase C. The record is from RefSeq and is a predicted model, not a curated record. Gene Ontology annotation, cellular component: cytoplasm. Bases 351 to 2405 code for a protein of 684 amino acids. Gene Ontology annotation, molecular function: ATP binding; kinase activity. Lineage: Eukaryota; Viridiplantae; Streptophyta; Magnoliopsida; Brassicales; Cleomaceae. The transcript is spliced from 12 exons.